AUGAAAAAACAGCGAAUAACAUGUGAUACAGAAAUUCCAAUAUCAACAAGUAAUGGCGACAAAUUUAAUAAUUAUUGUAGUCGAACAUAUCGUAAUUAUAGUCUACCACGUAAUGUAGCUAUAACUAAUGAUAAUGAUAAGCAAUAUGAUAAGCCAAAGAAAGGAGUUGAUGAUUUAUCAAUGGAAAUUACUGGUUCAUCGCAGGAAACAACAAUUAAUUGUGUAUACAAUAAUGAAUUAAAUAAUAAAUGUUACUCGAAUAUUCGUAAUUAUGACGUACCGAAGGAUACCAUUAACAGUAAUAUUUUGGAAAGUGGAUCUCAACCGGUACAACCAAUGAAACAACCAUUACUUCAUGGCCAUCAUCAAAAGCAAUCCGAUUCACAAAAAGCAUCAACUAGACCACCACCUCCAACUAUUGUCCUCAGUCCACCGGAUGACGCAUCGCCUGGAAAAGUGAAAGUAAUUUUUGAAUAUGACAAUGAAAAGUAUACGAUACAACCAAAUUUCCUGAUUCGAUAUAAAAGGAUUAUAUUAUCUGUUGCUGUAUCAUUAUUGAUCUUUUCCUUAUUAAUAUUUGUUAUAUUGGUCAUUUAUAUUGCGCAUCGAAAGAGGUUAUAA
Molecule: messenger RNA, 621 nt
Organism: Brugia malayi
Lineage: Eukaryota; Metazoa; Nematoda; Chromadorea; Rhabditida; Onchocercidae
Exons: 3
Coding region: 1-621 (206 amino acids)
Source: RefSeq, a predicted model, not a curated record